This is a messenger RNA of Formica exsecta, 1401 nucleotides long. Its product is annotated as methionine aminopeptidase 1. The record is from RefSeq and is a predicted model, not a curated record. The coding region runs from base 17 to 1225 and encodes 402 amino acids. NCBI's taxonomy places the organism in Eukaryota, Metazoa, Arthropoda, Insecta, Hymenoptera, Formicidae. Gene Ontology annotation, molecular function: metalloaminopeptidase activity. Gene Ontology annotation, biological process: proteolysis. The transcript has 6 exons.
AUCGGUAAAACAGUACAUGAUCAUCUCGAAUUACAUCGUCCUAUACUUGCUUUACAUAUGUUGUAUGACCGAUAGUAAAAUUGAGCUAAUAAUGUCGUUAGCGCUUGGAAUGUGCGAGACACCUGGUUGUAAUGCCGUCGCGAGUCUACAAUGUCCAACUUGCUUGAAAAUCGGUAUCCAGGGUUCAUAUUUUUGCAGUCAAGAUUGUUUCAAGGGAAGUUGGAAAACACAUAAAGUUAUUCAUCAAUUAGCAAAAGGGGAAAAUGGAAACAAAGUUUCCGACACUUAUAAUCCUUGGCCAACUUACAAUUAUACGGGAAAAUUGCGGCCAUAUAAAAAGGAACAACGCAGAGAAGUUCCCGAUUGCAUCAAUCGACCAGACUAUGCCUUACAUCCGACUGGAGUACCGCUUAGUGAACAAGCUGUAAGAGGUUCUGGUCAAAUAAAAAUUCUCGACGAUGAGGAGAUUGAAAGCAUGAGAGUAGCGUGCAAGCUUGGUCGAGAAGUGUUGGAUGAAGCUGCAAAGACAUGUGACGUUGGUAUUACGACUGCUGAAAUUGAUAGAAUAGUGCACGAAGCAUGUAUCGAAAGAGAUUGUUAUCCAUCGCCAUUAAAUUAUUAUCAGUUUCCUGCUAGCUGUUGUACUUCUGUCAAUGAAGUGAUUUGCCAUGGUAUACCUGAUACUCGACCUUUACAGGAUGGCGAUAUUUGUAAUGUUGAUGUUACAGUAUAUCACAAUGGUUUUCAUGGAGAUUUAAACGAGACCUUUUUAGUGGGUAAUGUAAAACCGGAAAUAAAGAAAUUAGUAGAAGUGACAUAUGAAUGUUUGUCUAAGGCUAUCGAUAUUGUAAAACCUGGUGAAAAAUAUCGAGAGAUUGGUAAUGUCAUUCAAAAACAUGCACAGGCACAUGGUUUCAGUGUGGUUCGUAGCUAUUGUGGUCAUGGAAUUCAUCGUUUGUUUCACACCGCGCCAAAUGUACCGCAUUAUGCCAAAAACAAAGCAGUGGGUGUUAUGAAACCAGGCCACUGUUUCACAAUCGAACCUAUGAUAUCUCAAGGCACGUGGAAGGACGAAACAUGGCCUGAUAAUUGGACUGCUGUUACAUUAGAUGGUCAGUGGUCGGCUCAAUUUGAACAUACACUUUUAGUAACAGAAACUGGUUGUGACAUUCUCACAAAACGGCUCGCAAAUAAUGGUAAACCAUGGUUUAUGGAACACUUGUAGUAUAAUAAUAGUAUUUUCUUAAUUUUCAUCCUACAAUAUUUAAACGCGAAACUUGUGCAAAUUGAUCUUGAGAAAUAUAAUUUAAGCUAUUCUAUCUUGUAUCUAUAUUUUACAAAGUACGAUAACAUUUUGUUUCUGCAAAUGUACAGUAAUACAAAAUAAACAGCUUAAUUGAA